Biomphalaria glabrata is the source of this 2068-nucleotide messenger RNA. RefSeq lists its product as uncharacterized. The record is from RefSeq and is a predicted model, not a curated record. Bases 1 to 1788 code for a protein of 595 amino acids. Lineage: Eukaryota; Metazoa; Mollusca; Gastropoda; Planorbidae. The transcript is spliced from 7 exons.
AUGAUUGCUUGGAAUGUCACUGCCAGAGACCCGCCUGCGAGUUUUAUGACGACUGCUGUCCAGAUAUUUCAGUGCCACUUCCAAAGCAAACCUUACAAUACCAAUGUCAAGGACGCUGAUCUAAGCAAUGUCAAGAACUCUAAUCUAAGCAAUAUCAAUAAUGCUGAUCUAAGCAAUGUCAAGAACUCUGAUCUAAGCAAUAUCAAUAAUGCUGAUCUAAGCAAUGUCAAGAACUCUGAUCUAAGCAAUAUCAAUAAUGCUGAUCUAAGCAAUGUCAAGGAUGCUGAUCUAAGCAAUAUCAAUCAUGCUGAUCUAAGCAAUACUAAGUCUCUGGUAACUACACUACAGUCUAGAGACUACCUGUACAGCUUCGCCGCCACGUCAGUGGAGAAACUUUUACAAAGUCAAGUGCAGCAUCAGAAGUUUCGUAAGGAUGUCGUGGUCCUAGACUCUAGUACUGGUGACAUGAUGGAGUGUUUGUAUCUACAGAGGGUUGUGACCAAUCCAUGUCCGGGCUACGAACUCGACACCGACAAAGAUAUAGUUGAAGCGUGCCACAGCAUGUCAGAUCUUCGAUACAUUGUAAAAGACCACGAGACGAGAGAGUUUGUCCAAAACAUCUUCUGCUCAAUUUGUCUCAAGGCCAAGUACCCAAGGGUGGCGACUCUUAAUAAAUGUACCAAAACUCAAAGUGAUUUCAAUUUGUCCGCACUGCCCGACACGCCCUUAGCAUUAGCUUUAAAUGACCUCACUGAGGCUUCACUGACCAUUACAACGGACGAGACCGAAUGCAUCUCUUCUACUACACAGCGGCUUGGGACACUUUGGGCUGACCCCCAAGGCAGAUGCAUACCAACUCGAUGUGCACCAGGAAAACAGCACAAGGGAAGUAACUGCAUUGAGAUCAUGAAAGAAGUUACCGAUCUUGUGUAUAACGUAAGACUCUGGUAUGUGAUAGACAAGAAAGACAACUUGGCUCAAUGGGAACUCUUCAAUAAAGUAUACACUUUGAAGAGUUAUCUGGAAUUGUUUUCUUUGCAGCUGGAACUUGAAUUGUUGGAGCUCACAUCCUAUUACGACAUUGACAUCGCAAUAAUACCUGAACGUUCAAGCUGCUAUGGUUUUGAACUUCACAAUCACCUGGCAGUAUUGUGGGUCAAUGCUAUCGUCAAGGGCCCCAACUCUACCCCAAGAACAGAUUUUGAGACCAAUCUUUUAAAGAAGUUACUCAAGAAAGACUUAAAUCUUCAGCUGCCUACAAAUCAAGUCAUAGUCGCAAAGCCACACGCCAUUUUUCAGGAUUCUAUUUUCGCCAAAGUUCAAUUAAAUAGAUUAUUUGGCCACAUUUUCUUCAAAGAAAAAGCCAAAAGUUAUUGGGUUAAUAAAAGGGGAACUACUCUCAAGACCCUAUUCGUUCAUACAUUUAAAAACUGCCUGCUGAUUUUGAAAAGCAUACAGCCAAGCACCAGACCUAUAUAUCAAGAGCUAGAGAGCGACAGAAAGCAUUAUCUCAAUGUGAAUCAAUUACUUCUAUGCCAGUUUAUCAGUUUGAAUCAAUCUGCUUACAAAAUGGCUAUCAAUGAUACAGUUAUACCACCAAAAGUUGCUAUAACAUUGGAUUUCAGAGUCACCCAGAUACACAUCACAGACAGUGACAAUCUCUUUAUGGUUGAUGUCAGUGACAGUGGACAACUUGAUGUUUGCAUUGAUAUGAUAGACAGAAAGUUGAUUGAACCAAAGCUCAGAAUACGAAAAAUUAAAAGCAAUAGGACAAAGAAUACUUUUUAAAAGCAAAGCUUAUCAUUUAAAAAAAAUUGCAGGGCUUAGCUCCCUUUCUACUAUAUAAAACAAAAUAAAUUUAUUAGUACCAAAUGAUUAACUAAUUGGUUAAUUUUUGGAUUGAUUCGUGUAUUGUUAUCAACUACGAAAAAUUAUUCAAAAUUUCAACUUGAUUCGAGAAUGGGAAGUGGGAGAAAAAACGUACCAAAACUUAAUAAGGGGGUUAAAUCCAUAUAAACAUCAACAUAUUUUAUGAAGUAGCAUUUAUUUUCCCUUUUUCGAUAUUAAA